Nothoprocta perdicaria is the source of this 2617-nucleotide messenger RNA. RefSeq names its product Ly1 antibody reactive (gene LYAR). The transcript has 8 exons. Gene Ontology annotation, cellular component: nucleolus. NCBI's taxonomy places the organism in Eukaryota, Metazoa, Chordata, Aves, Tinamiformes, Tinamidae. Bases 66 to 1166 code for a protein of 366 amino acids. Gene Ontology annotation, molecular function: DNA binding. Gene Ontology annotation, biological process: negative regulation of transcription by RNA polymerase II; rRNA processing. The record is from RefSeq and is a predicted model, not a curated record.
GCGUGUGUUUCCAGGGCUGGGAGGAGGGACCUCGCAGCCGUCUCUGCCGCGGGCCGCCCGUUAAAAUGGUGGUUUUCACGUGCAACGCGUGUGGGGAGUCGGUGAAGAAAGCGCAGGUGGAGAAACAUGUGCACAUCUGCAGGAGCUGCCAGUGCCUUUCCUGCAUGGACUGCGGCAAGGAUUUCUGGGGUGAUGAUUACAAGGACCACGUGAAGUGCAUAAGUGAGGACCAGAAAUAUGGUGGUAAAGAUUUUGAAGCCAAAGCUAACAAAGGAGAUGCUAAACAACAGGAGUGGAUUCAGAAAAUUCAUGAAAUAAUGAAGAAGCCAAACAUUAGCCCUAAAGUGCGGAAUAUUUUAGAGCAAAUGCGUGUCUUUGAUAAUAUUCCAAGAAAAAAAGUAAAAUUUCAGAAUUGGAUGAAGAACAGCUUGAGAAUCACUGACAGCAACUUGCAAGACCAAGUGUGGGAUAUUUUUUCUGAAGCAACCAGAAAUAAUUCAAGUGAUAAAAAACAAGACAAGCCACAACAGAAAGAAGAAAGCCAGUCUGCAGAAAGUGAGAAAAAAACAAAUGGAGAAGAAAAUGGAAUUACAGACGACAAAAUUGAGAGGAAAAAGAAUAAAAGAGAAAGGAAAGAAGAGAGACAAAAAAACAAAAAGAAGGAGAAAAAAGAACUGAAAUUAGAAAACCAGCUAGCAAGCUCAGAAGCAAAGAAGAAUAAAAAGACAAAAAAAGGAAAGGAAAGUAUGGAGAAUGAAAAUGAAAUAAAUAGAAAUGGCCAUCAAAGUGAUAUGGAAGAAGAAACACAUGUAAAGAAGCGCAAACGUAAACAUGCAGAAGAGGAACCUCAUCUUAUGACAAAGAAAAUGAAAAAUGAAAAUGCCUCAGGAGAUGUUGGAACAGAAGAAAACAAUGCCAGUGAAGAGGGUGCAGGAACAGAUAAAGGCAAAUUUAACUGGAAGGGAACCAUCAAAGCUGUUCUGAAACAGGCUCCAGACAAUGAAAUUUCAAUCAAAAAAUUAAGAAAAAAGGUUAUAGCUCAGUAUUAUGCAGUAGCUGGUGAACAUCACAAAUCAGAAGAGGAUAUUCUAGUCACAUUUAAUAAGAAAGUCAGUAACAAUCCCAAAUUUAAAGUUUUAAAGGACAAAGUUAAGCUUCUGAAAUAAGCGUUUUCUACCUUUUGUAGCCUUUUAGACUUGCAGACUGAGUCAAAUUCUCCUGUCAGGUAUGUAAACACUGUAUUCACUGGUCUCAAUUUAAAUUGUUUGUGUAUGUGACAGCAGAAUUUAACUUUCCUGGAUUUCUCCUCUUUAAAAAAAAGUAUCACAGAAUAUUUGAGAAGUGCUGCAUAUCUGUUUUCAGAUAUUUUAUUUUCUGAUUUUAUGGAAAACGUAUAUUUUUAUACAACUUUUAAGAGUCAGCAAAAAUAAUUGCUGCCAACUGUAUUAAAGUUCUUCCUCUGAUGGAUAUAAUUUAUAGGUAAGAAUGUUUAUUAAGCCUGGGUUGUGUGGUGUUUUUGCAGAAACUUUGUAAAAGCAGAUAGGAUUUUCAUGGUCAAAAUCUCACCAUAAAAUAAAUAUUUUAUGUUACUAUUAGAGAUGGCAUCACCGACAUCCCCUUUAUACACUAUAGGUUGAAUAUGCAGGCUUAUAUAAUCUGUUAAAUCCAUACUGUAAAAUGUAUUGUUAAAGUGUCUUUGAAGUUCAUGUAUGUAACUUUGCCCAUUCAAUGAAAAUUUCCCUAGCAAUGGACCUACCUUGUAUAUGUCAAGCUACUUUAAUGUUUUGUUUAGUAAUGCAGUUAAAUUCAGUAAGUAAUGCCAUAUGGACUAAAAAUUGACAGGCUAAAUAAAUGGCUUUAAAACAUAAUCUUCAAAUACAAUAAAUCUUGCCAGGUGUUUUCAUGAUUGCGUAAGAGACCGUCCAUUCAUUAAAUCCACAAACUGCACUGUGGAGGAGACCAUUAUAUUGCAGUCACAAAACUAAUUAAAAGCAAAAGAAUAAAACAAAAAGAAUAAAAACAAACACAGAAAACACAGAAGCUUACAAAUAGGUAACAAACAGUUGUGAGAAUAAAGUUACUUGAUUUGUGCGUUUUUUAACCCAAUGCAAAAUGCUUCCAAGGAAGGGAGGUUUUAUACCAUGACUUGAUCUCCCACCAGUCAUUGAAACCUUGUGAAAAUUUUUGCGAGUAGUUUCUGUGAUGAUGGGGAAAACUGCAUAGUGGCUCCAAGAAACUACAUUGGUAUUUUUCUAUAAAAUCUCUCUGGUUAAAACUAUCUUAAUAUAGAGAAAUAUUGCAUAUAUUAAAAGUAUAAAUGCAAAAACAUUAACUAAGAGAUACACCAGGCCCAGACUCUUUCUGAAUAUAUAUUUGUCUUGUUCAUCAUAAAAAUAGCAGUAAAAACUGUCUAAUUAAAAUAUUCUCACCAAAUGGUUGUUGUCACUUCAUAUGAUUAGACCUUGUGAUGUCAGAUCAAGUGAUUAAAAUGUAUUUAUGUUCACAGAGAAACUUCUGAAAGUUGUUUUAACAAAUUGCAAGGAUUUUUUUUUAAUGUAGGAAGAAACAUAGAAAUCUAUGAUUUUUGUUAGUAAAAUUAAAAUGAACACAAUUCUGA